Molecule: messenger RNA, 1032 nt
Organism: Colletotrichum spaethianum
Lineage: Eukaryota; Fungi; Ascomycota; Sordariomycetes; Glomerellales; Glomerellaceae
Product: protein prenyltransferase alpha subunit repeat-containing protein 1
Exons: 1
Coding region: 1-1032 (343 amino acids)
Biological process (GO): protein prenylation
Cellular component (GO): cytoplasm
Molecular function (GO): protein prenyltransferase activity
Source: RefSeq, a predicted model, not a curated record
AUGUCGAGAGCUCUGGACAAACAUGUCAUCGCAGCUCUGAAGAAAGGCGACCACCAGAAAAUAUUUGACGAUAUUUCAAGUCUCUUCAAGCAACAGGAAGAUGAUCGUCGCCUCGAGAUUGAGAUCCUGGGUCAAAGCCACCCGUUGGGGCCAGACGAGCACCUAUUGCGAGACGAAAACGCCGUUGCUAUUCCCAAGCUCCGCAUAGUGCAGGCCUUCCUCUUCGCCAGGCAGAUCUUUGAGAAGCAUUUGGCUGGAGAUCCCAUUGGCGUUGAGCUGCUGCUAGCUGCAACAAGCGUUAUGCUGCUUAUGGAUCCGGAGCACCUUACAGCCACCAACACCAGGAAGCGCCUCCUUCGCGACGCGAUCUCAGCGGGAGACGAUGUGCAUGGGCGUCUGGCAAAAGAGAGAUGGUUUGUCGACAGCUUGCUGACCAGCCGAUUGCAUCGACAUACAAAAUCGCCCACGUUAUGGAGUCAUCGACGGUGGUUAAUGGGGCAGUACCGUCAUGCCGGGCUUCCCGUUGCGGUUCAGCAGGACAUUGAAUCGAUCGUCAUGGUAGCCGGAGAGCGACAUCCACGCAACUAUUAUGCCUGGACCCACGCACGAUGGUUGACCAGAAUGUUCCUGGUUGACGCCGAGCCUGGAGUGCUGCCAUCACUUGUCCAAAGUGUCAAGAGGUGGUCUUUCAGACAUCAUGUCGACGUCUCUGGCUGGUCAUUCCUUGCCCAUUUGAUGGAAAGGCUGGACGAUUGCGGCGAACAGACCUCAUUGUCGGUCUUCGAAGAGACUUUAAGGCUAACGGAGUCUCUCCGAUGGUGCAACGAGUCAGUAUGGUGGUUUUUACGGACGAUCGUUUCCAGACCAGCCAUGGGGCAAGCCAGCCGUGAGAAACUCGCAAGUAUCCAGAGAAAGCUUAUGGAUGUGAACGUCGAUGAUUCCACUGAAGCCAAGGUGCUGAAAACAGCACAAAAGUGGUGCGAGUCGUUCGGACCCCGCGGCGAUGCAACGUUUUCUGGCGCAUUGGGAUAG